GUCGUCUGAAGUCUCAAGUCAAAAACACACGGGAAUCAACUGUUGCGAAAAUCUUUUUAACUCGACGACUUCGUCAAUCUUUUUCAUUUCUGUCAUUUUCCCGAGAAAAUAUGCAGAACCCCAACAGGACAGAGGCCGAGCGCCUCCUGGGUGUCGCCGAGAAGCUCCUCCUAUCUCGCGAUCUCAGCGGGUCGAAGGACUUCGCCGUCCUGGCCCAGGAGACCGAGCCCCUCCUCGAGGGGUCCGACCAGAUCUUGGCCAUCGUCGAGGUCCUCCUCGCCACCGAGAAGCGCGUCAACAACCACCACGACUGGUACGCCAUCCUCCAAAUCGGUCCCAGAUCCGACGAGCACGAUCUCAUCAAGCGCCAGUACCGCCGCCUCGCCCUCCUCCUCCACCCGGACAAGAACAAGUACCCCUACGCCGAUCAGGCCUUCCGCUUCGUCGCCGGCGCCUGGGCCGUCCUCUCCGAUCCCGGUAAGAAAUCCCUCUACGACAAGGAGUUCAAUUUGUUCUCCAAGGUCGAUUUGUCGGCAGCAGCGGCCGCUGCAGCGGGGGCGAAAUUGCCCGUGCGGAGGAGCGGCCAGCUGAACAGGAGCUUCGGCCAGCAGGAGCCGGUGGGUGGCAGCGGAAGCGGGCAUGGCAAGGGGAGCGAGAAACCGGCGGGAGCUGCGGCGAGGACGACGAGCUUCUGGACCGCAUGCCCGUACUGCUACGUGGUGUACGAGUACCCUGCCGUGUACGAGGAGUGUUGCUUGAGGUGCCAGAGCUGUGACAGGGCGUUCCACGCGGUGGCGAUCGGGGCGCCACCACCUGUCGUGCCUGGGAAGGAGGCGUACCACUGCUGCUGGGCGGUGUUCCCUUUAGGGUUCACGGUCGGGAAGUUCGAGGGCGGAGAUAAGGUCGGACCCAUUGAGGGCGGGCUGCCUAAUUGGUUCCCGCAGCAGUCGGCAGAUAAGAAUGCCGGGGUGGCUCCGCAGCAGCAGCCAGCUGCCGCUCCGGCGCCGAAGAAGAAGAGGGGGAGGCCGCGGAAGAACCCGUUGUAAUGCGGAGUGCGGCAAAUGUGGGUAUCCCGCUGAAGUAUAAGCAGAGUAAUUUUGCAAUGCUUCCGAUGGCCGGUUGAAUCUCGGAGUACAGUAAGAGAUCAUCAGUUUCAAAAGAUGGUUUUUUUUUCUUUUUGCGAGGAAAUUGCAAUGCUUCCGAGGAGCGUUUGAUCAGAUGUUCUGAGCAUAGAUUGAGGUAAUGGCGUCGAGAGAAACAUCAAGCAGGUUAAAUUGUUGUUGUUGUUGUUUGCUAGUUGUCUUCUCUUCUUGUUUGUAGAAUAUUUAGGCAUGUUUAUGUACACUAUCCUGCACUGCUGUCGGAUAAUGUAAACAUUGUAGCUUAAGAACUUGAUCGAUGUUCUUGAGAAGUAAGUACGACCUCUUUGGUCAUUUUGGUUAAAUCCUCUCGUGUACAAUCACAAUCAUCUUGGGUUUUGAAGUUCGCUGAUUGCUAUGU
Molecule: messenger RNA, 1500 nt
Organism: Rhodamnia argentea
Lineage: Eukaryota; Viridiplantae; Streptophyta; Magnoliopsida; Myrtales; Myrtaceae
Product: chaperone protein DnaJ-like
Exons: 1
Coding region: 111-1046 (311 amino acids)
Source: RefSeq, a predicted model, not a curated record